UUUUGGCUUUGCUGAAUGCUGAUGUGGAAUAUGAAUUUAUCUUUUUCAUUUUUUUAAUAAUUUAUUUGCAAAUACGUUUUAAUUUUUGUUUUAUUUACAGCCCUUUUGAUCUAAAUGUUUGGUUGCCCAGAAAAUCAAAGAGGACAAGAAAAAAAAGGAAGCAAAAGAAGUGAAAAACUUUUGUUGUUUCUGGCAGCUGAAGAAGAAUCGUUCAUGGCUUUCUUUGCUUGCUAAACAUUCACUGACCUUCACAAUAUUACUUCGUUUUAAAGUGAUGAUGAGAUUCAGGAAGGGAGCUAAAGUUGAAGUGUUAAGCAAAUCAUCGGUUCCAUCUGGUGCCUGGAGGUCCGCAGAGAUAAUAUCGGGAAAUGGGCAUUAUUACACUGUCAUGUAUGAUAGAGAUGAUGUUGCCGUGAGGGUGCCGAGGAAGAGUAUGAGGCCCCAGCCUCCUCGUUUACAAGUCCUAGAUUCUUGGGCUCCUGGUGACAUUCUUGAGGUUUUCGAAAGUUGUUCGUGGAAGAUGGCUAUCGUUUCCAAGGUUUUGGAGAAAGGUUCUUUCUUGAUCAGAUUACUUGGUUCCUCACUGAAGUUCAAGGUAGCCAAAUCCGACAUUCGGGUCAGACAAUCUUGGCAAGACAACGAGUGGAUCAUGAUCGGACAGGGUACAUCAAGAUUAAGCGCACAGACUUCAACAGGAGAGCUAAGGAGAAAGGUGAAUCCGAAAGGCGACUACAUUUCAUCUGAGAGCAAAGACAAGCUUGAUGAGUCUGGUGUACUUUUGUCAAAAGGUCUCAAGAAACGGACCUACUCUUUGGUUGAACCGCACAUUCAAACUAGAGCUUUAGCUGCUUAUCCUCCAAAGUUUCGCGAAGGAGAAGAGGAGGAAGAAGAUAGACAGAGUGUUGCUUCUUCUGUUGGUAGUUGUAGCAUGGAUACGGAUGGUCUCAGUGCUGUUUCAUUCAGUCCCAUAGAAACUGGUAACACUAGUGACACAGAGUCAUCGUCUUGUGGCUACCGAAGCAUGAAGAUCAAGAAGUUGGAAAGAAAAAGCUCAGAGGCAGCUGAUGUUCAUAGGUUAGAGUUGGAUGCAUACCGAUGCAGUAUCGAGAGGUUGCACGCAUCUGGACCAAUAAUAACUUGGGAACAAGAAACGUGGAUUACAAAUCUCCGUCUCAGAUUGAACAUUUCGAAUGAGGAACAUCUGAUGCAGAUAAGAAACCUUAUCUCUGAUGACAACAGUACAACAUACAGAUAGCAGCAACAGCAUUGACAACUAGAAUUUGUUGUUACAUAGGAUAAACUUGAGCUAGGUUGUACAAAUGUCUGUCACUCUAUUUUCCAUUCAGGUUUUUUAUUAUUCCAAACUUGUGAAUGUAAAUGCGAAUAUCUUUCUUUUCUUUGUGUUGGACUUGAGGAAAACUUGCAAUGUACAUAUGAUUCAUGCCAUGGCCUAUGAAUCUAUGAGAGAUAACAUUAGAGA
Messenger RNA from Capsella rubella, 1480 nucleotides. RefSeq lists its product as uncharacterized. The coding region runs from base 275 to 1255 and encodes 326 amino acids. The transcript is spliced from 3 exons. The record is from RefSeq and is a predicted model, not a curated record. NCBI's taxonomy places the organism in Eukaryota, Viridiplantae, Streptophyta, Magnoliopsida, Brassicales, Brassicaceae.